AUUUUUGUCAGGAAGCAGUAAGUGCCAGGAGCUUCCUGAGGGCAGAGCAUGAUAACGAGGUGGAUGGAGGUAGUGGCUUCAUCAUCAAAGGACCUGUCCCUCAUGUCCAGGUAAGUGUUGGAGCACUCCUGGGUCUGUCAAUAGCAGCAGUGGUCCUCUUUGCUUUUAUCAUCACUGUGUGUGUUCUCUGUUACUUGUUUAUCAGCACAAAGCCACGCAGCAAACUGGAUACUGGUUUAAGCUUACAGAUGGCAGCGUUAGUCUGGGAAGACCUGUGGGGUGAGGUGUCCUAUAUCACUGCAAGAUACAGAGCUGCAUCCUUCACAAGGCCCCACAACAAGCUGUUGACAAAGCCAAGUGACUUCAAGAGAUUUUUCUGAGCCACAAGGAUGAACUGUGACUGUGAGCCACAAGAACCUGACUCACUCUUCCAGAGGGGUUUCCUGGCUGUUACAACCACUGCCGACAACCAGAUGCCAUGGGUAGCAGAUGGAAACCCUUCAGAUGUACAUGUAGGGUCAAGAGAGUACCAAUAUGGCUCUGCAGAUGGCUUUCAAAUAGCCACGGGACUGGACACCAUCUGGGAAACCAGAAAAACCUUGUGGAAACCAGACCUCAGGCUAGAACUGUCCCUGCCCAAAGUUGUGACUCACCCCAGGCAGGAGAGUGAGAUAGUACUCUUGUUUCUGAUGAAUGACUACUUGGUUCUGCAAACGAAUGUAAG
Tauraco erythrolophus (red-crested turaco) is the source of this 724-nucleotide messenger RNA. The record is from RefSeq and is a predicted model, not a curated record. NCBI's taxonomy places the organism in Eukaryota, Metazoa, Chordata, Aves, Musophagiformes, Musophagidae.